AUGUUUUUCUCUGAACUCUCACCACAGAUCCUGGGCCUCAUCAUCGUUCGAAGGCUUCUGGACCUCAUCUUCUCCCAGCAUGAUUUGGCCUGGAUUGACAAUAUCCUCCCAGAGAAAGAGAAGAAGGAGACGGAUAAGAAGAAGAAGAGAAGGAAAGGGGUCCCUGAGGACAGUGAUGAGGAGGAAAAAGAUCUUCCAGUUGGAGUUACUCAUUCUGAUUCUUCCUUCAGUGACUCAGACCUUGACCGAAGCAUCACUUUGCACUUCAGAAUUUCCUGUCCAGCUUCACCUGCUUUCAACUACUCACAGAACCCAGUGUUCAUGGUGCCACAGGUGAAGAUAGAAAUGGAGUCAGACUGUGACUUCACAGAUGUGGACAGAUAUGGAAGAGAAACUGACGGCGAGACCACCCUCUAGGACGCAGCUUCCCCCAGAUGUGGUUUAAUCUUCACUGUGGAAGGACAUGGUUUAAUCUUCAUUGUGAGGUCGGGGCCGAAUCCCUGAACUUCCCUGUGCCGGUUUCCUUAUUUGCCAAACCGAGGGGUCACUCCACUGGAUAAAAAACUGACCUGUGGGUGAAAAGUACUACUUAUGUGCAAAGCUAUCUCCUUUUUGUAGUUAUGAAAACAACAAAGGAAACAUACUUUAUUUUAAAAUGCCGUCCAGGAUAGAAAUUAUAACAUGUCUUGAAAUGAAAAAAAUGCUUGCCUCCCCAAAUUAUAGCUAGGAUAAAGGGGCAAUAGUAAAUUUUUAUUAAAACAAAUAUCAAUUAGAUUUUUUUUUAAGUUUAGAUUUUAAAGUAUCUAGAUGGUCUUGAAAGAACUAUUAAAAUGCUCACACUUCAGUACACCAACGUUGGAAAAUUUGUUUUGCAACUUGGCAUUGGGAAGAAAUAUUUCAAAGGUCCUAUCUUUCCCUAUCUCAUUCAGUUUUCAAAGGGUCAUUUGUCAAGUCUGAACCAUCUGCAUGCAUUGCGGCCUUGUUCCAGCACAGAAGUGUGACUGGAGCUUUCCCAGAUUGAAAAGCCAGUUGUGAAAGUCUGUUAAUGAAAGAACCAACACAUUAGAGUGGGUAAAUGUUUCUAAAAUAAAAUUGUUCUUGUUAAAGUGAAACUUCAAACCACAUGUUACAGCAACAAAAUGACCCUUUAAAUUAAUAGCACUGGUUUUUCACAUCCAGAAUAAGAUUUCUUUACACCUUCAGGGAGACUCUUCCUACAAGUUUUCAAUGGCCUGAUUCCCAAAGUCAAACUCCCAUCCACAUGACUGCUGCAUGUUAGGCAGAGCUAAUGUAAAAUAUUAAAUUAUAACUUUGCAGUAUUAGAUUACUACUUUAAAGGAAUGAUUAGAAGCCAAGUUGGAUAGAUUAAUGACGCGUUAGUAAAGAAGCAUGAAACUUACUAUCAGUCUGUCUUCAAUCCCCAUUUGACAAACAUCAACAUUGUUUAUUUAACACCUACUAUGUGCCUGAUAGCCGCAAUGCAUAUGACAUUUACUGUCUCCAAAACAACUAUGGAUUUGAAUUUCAAGUAAAUCUCUUUGGUUAGUCGCCACAUUUACUCAAGAUUACAAAUGCAGGUGCUUUUUUCUUUAUUCUUUUCUAUUUUUUAAAGACAAAUGACACUAGAUCAUUAACAUUUGGGUACUAGGACAGCUAAUUGCCUCUGCGAUCUUCAGAGCCUUGUACAGUGCCUGGUCCAUGGAAAAACUCUCAGUGUUUAUUAAAUCUCAGAGCUCCUUUCCAAGGGAUACUGCCAAGAGGUAAAGCUCUAAGCCUCUCCCACUUGAUCACAGCAGAAUGACUAAGCUGCUCACUAAUCCAGAACCAUCCCCUGAAUUUAAGUGCAAAUUCUGUAUCUUCAUCUGCACCAAUCCUGGAAGAGCUACAAUCUACCCUUAACAUCUAUUUUAAAACUUGGCUGAUUUCCAAUGGCACUUUGUCCAAAUUAAACUGUAGAAAUGUUAUGGAUUCCGGAGUAAAUGUGCUUGAUUAAUCAAACAAGUUGGAAAACUAUGAUGUUAGUUUUUUGUUGUUGUAAAUUGAUCACUGUAAUUUCCACCUUCUAUGUCAUUUAUAUUUUGUACACACAUGAACAUUGUAAUUUUGAUAGCUUUUAACAGGUUGACAUAUUGUUACUUCUCCUUGCAGUAGGUCAGAACUAUUUUCCCAUUUGUAACUAUAAUUCAAUAAAACUUAAUCCUGUCUGCUCAUCUUGCAAA
Molecule: messenger RNA, 2219 nt
Organism: Herpailurus yagouaroundi (jaguarundi)
Lineage: Eukaryota; Metazoa; Chordata; Mammalia; Carnivora; Felidae
Product: electrogenic sodium bicarbonate cotransporter 4-like
Exons: 3
Coding region: 1-417 (138 amino acids)
Source: RefSeq, a predicted model, not a curated record